AUGGCCACUGCCAAGGCGAGCGCGGGCGCUGCCAGGGGAGGGCACGGGCACAUGUGGGUGUGGGUGUGGACGCACGUGCGCGGCGCGGCUGGGGUGUACGCAUGCGGGCACGGCGGCGGGUGCAUACGCCAGCGGCGCAGCAGCAGUAGCACCACCACCACCUGCAACGCAGUAGCAGUCAGCGCAUCAGCAAGCGGCGCAGCAACAAGCGACAGCAGUAGCGGCAAGAGCCAUAGCAGUGUGAGGAGCAGCGGCAACAAGCAGUACAGGCAGCAGAAGAGACAUAGAGCAGCGGCAGCAAGCACACACGUACACGUAUGCGGGAGCUCGGACGAGCACGGGGACGGCGACUACGGUAACGGAUCAAAGGGGAAAGGGAGGGGAUCGGCAGAGGAGCUCACCACGGAGCUCGUUGACGUGCUCGGGGCGGCCGGGGCUGGUCGGGGAUGCGUAGGUUAA
Molecule: messenger RNA, 459 nt
Organism: Aegilops tauschii subsp. strangulata
Lineage: Eukaryota; Viridiplantae; Streptophyta; Magnoliopsida; Poales; Poaceae
Source: RefSeq, a predicted model, not a curated record